This is a messenger RNA of Rhizophagus irregularis DAOM 181602=DAOM 197198, 1299 nucleotides long. RefSeq lists its product as uncharacterized. Gene Ontology annotation, biological process: riboflavin biosynthetic process. The record is from RefSeq and is a predicted model, not a curated record. Gene Ontology annotation, molecular function: GTP cyclohydrolase II activity. NCBI's taxonomy places the organism in Eukaryota, Fungi, Glomeromycota, Glomeromycetes, Glomerales, Glomeraceae.
UUUUUUUUUUUUCAUCUAGAUUUUUUUAUAUGAACUAAUGGGUUUUCACAAUACUGAAGAGGCGAUAUUUACUCAGCCGCUUGAUGUUUCCACUUAUAAUACUUCUUUGAAGACAGAAACUUCGACAACAAUAACUAAACCAUCAAAUGUAACUUCGACAAAAUGUUCGACAAGUUCCAAAAAAAAUUUUACAAAUGGGCUAACAAAUAAUCAUAUUCUUAGACAUUCAUUUCGAACGCCUGAUGCUAUUAAAACACCUUCAAAUACACCACCUACUUUUUUUAAAAAUAAUAACUCUGUUAAAGUAGAAUGUCAAGUGCGAGCACGUAUUCCGACUUCUACUGGAGAAUUUUUUCUCCACCUUUAUAGAAAUAAUCGAGACAAUAAAGAACAUUUAGCAGUUGUAUAUGGUGAUAAUAUUCGAAGCAAUAGUUUAGAUGCUUCUCGACCAGAAGAAAAUGAAAUGGAUAGAAUUAUAAGGGGAGCAUAUAAGGGUAGGUUAAAACCUGGUCAAAUAAAAUCAGAUAUUAGUGAUGGUGAUGAUCCCAAUAUAUCAUCAAUACAGUUACCACCACCUUUAGUCAGAAUUCAUUCCGAAUGCUUUACUGGAGAAACGGUUCAUAGCGCAAGAUGCGAUUGUGGUGAACAAUUAGAUGAAGCUAUGCGACUAAUUCAGUUGGAAGGUCAUGGAGUAGUUAUAUACUUGAGGCAGGAAGGUAGAGGAAUCGGUCUCGCAGAUAAAUUGAGAGCAUAUAAUUUACAGGAUUUAGGAUAUGAUACAGUAACGGCUAAUCUUUUUUUGAAACAUCCUCCUGAUCUUCGUAAUUAUGAUGUUGCAACAAAAAUUCUAGAUGAUCUUAACUUAUCUACCAUUCGAUUAUUAACAAACAAUCCUGACAAAAUUGAACAAAUCGAGGAAGCUGGAAUUAAAGUUAUUGAACGCGUUCCAAUGAUUCCUAUAACAUGGCAAAACAAUCUUGACUCAAAUCGCAUUGGAAAAGAGGUAGACCAAUAUCUAAAGGUAAAGGUAGAAAGGAUGGGACAUUUAUUAAGUAUACCGGAGACAUUACUACACAUUGACAAUAUUUGAUUUCCUUCCUAAUUUAUAGACUAGUUUAUUUAUUAUAAAUUAGAAAAUAACUUUUUUUUUCAGAUUAGAUUUAAAUUAAUUAUUUUUUUUUUUCCUCUCUUUUACUAAAUUUAAUAUAUACAAUCGUUGCAUAAUUCUAUUUAAUUCCAUUUUUUUUAAUAUAUAUAUAUAAAUAAAAAAAAAAAAUAUUUAUGAUCAUCUAAGCUCCU